AGUUGUAUAAAACUAUUGCUUAUUAACUAUACUCGACAAAAUAACUGAUAUUAAAAAUGGCUAGGAGAUAAAGCUUAAAUAUCAAGUCGAAAUAAGCGAUUUCAUGAAAGCAAAGGCUUGUUCGCUCAUUCGAUUCAAACACAGCUACGCAGAGCUGGCUAUAGUUACUAGCAGCUUAGACAGUACAGACAUGGCUACUGUGCUGAAAGUUAAAACCUUACAGGGUCUUAGAAUAUUUCAACAAAAAGUAAUAUGGACCAAAGGAUCUCUACGGUUUGCCUCAGUUGGUCAAGGCAGGAUAGAGAAAGUCCUAAUUGCAAACAGAGGAGAGAUUGCCUGUCGUGUGAUGCGAACAGCCAAGAAGAUGGGGGUGCGCUCCGUGGCAGUAUACAGUGAUGCCGACCGUCAUUCCAUGCACGUGGCCAUGGCAGAUGAGGCUUAUAACAUUGGGCCAGCCGCAUCCCAGCAGAGUUACCUUUCCAUGGAGAAAGUGUUGGAGGUUGCUAAAAAAUCUGGAUCACAUGCUGUCCAUCCAGGAUAUGGCUUCUUGUCAGAGAACACAGAGUUUGCUGAGGCGUGCAAACAGGAGGGAAUCAUCUUCAUUGGUCCUCCAUCAUCUGCUAUCAGAGACAUGGGCAUCAAAAGUACAUCAAAGUACAUCAUGUCAGCCGCAGGUGUUCCUAUCAUCGAGGGAUACCACGGAGAGGACCAAUCAGAUGAGAAGCUCCAAGCUGAGGCUGUCCGGAUUGGCUACCCGGUGAUGAUAAAGGCUGUGCGGGGCGGUGGGGGUAAAGGAAUGCGCAUUGCACAUACCGCUGAAGACUUCCAUGAGCAGCUUGAGUCAGCUAGACGAGAGGCUCGCAAGUCCUUCAACGAUGACGUCAUGUUGGUGGAGAAAUUUGUAGAGGACCCUAGACACGUGGAGGUCCAGGUCUUUGGCGACCAACAUGGAAAUGCUGUCUACCUAUUUGAAAGGGACUGCAGUGUACAGAGAAGACACCAGAAGAUAAUUGAGGAAGCACCAGGGCCUGGCAUUAGCGAGGAGGUGAGACGGAACCUGGGUGAGGCAGCGGUGAGGGCAGCCAAGGCGGUCAACUACGUAGGAGCAGGCACCGUGGAGUUUAUCAUGGAUGCACAGCACAACUUCUACUUCAUGGAGAUGAACACCCGUUUGCAGGUGGAGCACCCUGUAUCUGAAAUGAUCACUGGGACGGACCUGGUGGAGUGGCAGCUCCGGGUUGCUGCGGGCGAGAGGCUGCCUCUCCUACAGGAUGAGAUCAAACUGAUGGGCCACUCGUUCGAGGCCAGGAUUUACGCGGAGGACCCCAACAACGACUUCCUCCCUGGGGCAGGACCCCUCCUUCAUCUGUCAACACCCCAGGCAGACGAGUGCACGCGUAUUGAGACGGGCGUCAGGGAAGGAGAUGAGGUGUCGGCCCACUACGAUCCGAUGAUCGCCAAACUGGUGGUGUGGGGAGAGGACCGCUCUGCUGCUCUGAAGAAGCUCCGAUACUGCCUCCGCCAGUACAAUAUCGUAGGCCUAAACACCAACAUUGACUUCCUGCUGAGCCUGACCGGCCACCCGGAGUUCGAGGCGGGGAAUGUGACCACCAGCUUUAUCCCCCAGCACUAUGCGGAGCUGUUCCCCAAACCGAGUCCUCCAUCCAAGGCCACACUGUGUCAGGCUGCCCUGGGCCUGUUGCUCCAGGAGAGGGCCAACACUCGGGUGUUUAGAGACCAGUCAAACGAUCCCUUCUCUCCUUUUGCCUCCAGUAGUGGCAGGAGGGUGAACAUCCUCUACAGUAGGAAUAUGGUGCUCCAGUUGGGUGAAACUAAUGUGGAUGUAACUGUUACGUACAAUCCAGAUGGGACCUAUUCUAUGGAGAUUGAAAGGGAAAUGUUUCAGGUGUCCGGGAAGAUGGAGACAGAAGGACAGGCAUCGUUUCUGCGCUGCUCUGUGAAUGGGGUGAAGAGCCGACCCAAACUGUUCAUCCUGCAUAACACUGUACACAUCUUCUCUAUGGAGGGCAGCGUGGACGUGAGCGUUCCAGUGCCUAAGUUCCUGGCUGGUGUGAACACAGGAGCCCAGGGAGGAGCUGUGGCACCUAUGACUGGAACCAUUGAGAAGGUGCUGGUAAAGGCAGGUGACACAGUGCAAAUAGGUGAUGCCUUGAUGGUAAUGAAUGCCAUGAAAAUGGAGCACACCAUCCGAGCACCUAAGAGUGGUGUUAUCAAGAAGGUGUUUUUCAAGGAGGGCUCCCAGGCCAACCGUCACGCAGCCCUGGUGGAGUUUGAGGAGGAAGAGGUUGCUGAAGAGGAGUAACAUUAAUCCCAUCUGUGUGAAUACCUGUAUGAGCGUUCAGAUUGAAGGAGUUACUGUAGAAAUCACACGGAAGGGUACGCAUUCUGUAUGAAAGUAUACCUACCUGUGAAUACACCAGGUGCUUGUGUGUCACUACACACUUGCCUACGAAUUACCUGACCGUUUGUUUUGGCAUUUUCUGUUGGCUGUAAGAAAUGUCUGAAUGCUGUACGGUCCUCUGCAACAUGCUCUUGUGGUCAUAUCACCCCCCUCCCCCGCAUAUUAUGGUUGUUUUUCACAGUUUUAAAAACCACUAGGUGAGACUUUUCCCCCUCUUCUUCACCGGAUGCCUUUUCUUGUAGCUUUAGUUGUAUGCAUGCUUUUGCAUGUCUCUUGUAGCCUGGUUCCAGAUACAGUAUGCCUGUGCUCUAAUCAACUCAUUGUAAAGCCAAACAUGUUGAGUAUCUACUUUAGGCAGGAUGGCACUCAGUCUAUUCACAGCCUGGAGGAAACCUGAAUCAUAUGAGAUCUAGCCUGAGGUUUUCACAGCUAGCAGCCCCCCUUCACAGGCCAAAUGACUAGAAUAGUCCAGUGGAAAAGAUGGUCUUGCACUUAUACAUUAAACACUAAUCACAGAUAUGGCACAGGAAAUACAGAAUACACACAUUGUAAUCUAUGAAGUGUGAAGUCCUCUCAAACACACGCUGCAAAAACAUGUUUGGGGUGAGUUAGGAGUCUAACUAGUGAUUAUUCAUCAAUUCUGUAGUGAACUAAAUUUAUUUACAUGCAAACUUGUUGAUUUGUAAUUAGUGGAGGUUUGUUAAAAUUUUUCUAAAUGAUUUCUAAAAUAAAACAUCUUUCUCAAAAUAUCCUGUCACUGUACUUUUAUACAGAAAUCUUACUAUUUUAUCUCAUGGCCACUUGUGUGUGCGUUGUUGCAUAUUGGAAAAGGACAAAUGUUAAAUAUGCUUUUUAAAAACAUUUAUUCAGUAAAUAAAAUUUGUUUUAAACAUCUG
This is a messenger RNA of Esox lucius (northern pike), 3318 nucleotides long. RefSeq names its product methylcrotonoyl-CoA carboxylase 1 (alpha) (gene mccc1). The transcript has 19 exons. Gene Ontology annotation, cellular component: mitochondrion. Gene Ontology annotation, molecular function: metal ion binding; ATP binding; methylcrotonoyl-CoA carboxylase activity. The record is from RefSeq and is a predicted model, not a curated record. The coding region runs from base 104 to 2323 and encodes 739 amino acids. Lineage: Eukaryota; Metazoa; Chordata; Actinopteri; Esociformes; Esocidae.